UCCCGUUAGCUCCGCCGGUAGCAGCUUGUCGCCCGUCGUCGCCACAGUCGCCUGUAAAUUUGACAGCAGACAUGUCGGUGUUUUGUGAAGUCCCUCAAGCGGCUCCCGUGGCUGUCUUCAAGCUCACGCAGGACUUCAACAACGACCAGUUUCCCAACAAGGUGAACCUCGGAGUUGGAGCCUACCGGACAGAUGAGGGCCAGCCAUGGGUUUUGCCAGUGGUGAAAAAAGUGGAAAAGAUCAUUGUGCAUGAUGACAGGCUAAAUCAUGAGUACCUGCCCAUCCUGGGCCUGCCUGACUUCAGAUCCUCGGCCUCUAAGAUUGCACUGGGAGACAACAGUCCUGCCAUCCAGGAGAACAGGGUGGGGGCCGUCCAGUGUCUGGGUGGCACAGGUGCUUUGAAGAUGGGUGCAGAAUUUCUCAGACGUUUCUAUAAUGGAACCAACAACACCAAAACACCCGUCUAUGUGUCUGCACCUACCUGGGAAAAUCACAAUGCUGUAUUCGCCAAUGCUGGUUUUGAGGAUGUCCGUCCAUACAAGUACUGGGACGCAGAGAGGAGAGGCCUUGAUUUGAACGGUUUCCUUGGAGACCUGGAGAGUUGUCCAGAGCGUUCUAUCUUUGUCCUCCAUGCCUGCGCCCAUAAUCCCACUGGCACAGACCCCACACAGAACCAGUGGAAGCAGAUUGCAGAAGUUAUGAUGAGGAGGAAGCUGUUUGUGUUCUUUGACUCGGCUUAUCAGGGAUUCGCCUCAGGCAGUCUGGAUAAAGAUGCCUGGGCGGUCCGCUACUUUGUCUCCAUGGGCUUUGAAAUGUUUUGCGCUCAGUCCUUCUCCAAGAACUUUGGCCUCUACAAUGAGCGUGUGGGAAACCUUACCAUCGUGGCUCGUGAUGCAGACAACCUGAAGCGGGUUCUGUCCCAGAUGGAGAAGAUUGUCAGGACAACUUGGUCCAACCCACCGUCUCAGGGAGCUCGCAUUGUUGCCAUCACUCUUACCUCACCUGAGCUCUUUGCUGAAUGGAAGGACAAUGUGAAGACCAUGGCUGACAGGGUUCUGUUGAUGAGGGCUCAGCUGAAAGCUAAGCUCCAGGCUCUGGGGACACCAGGCACUUGGGACCACAUCACAGAGCAGAUUGGCAUGUUCAGCUUUACAGGCCUCAACCCCAAACAAGUGGAAUAUAUGGUGAAGGAGAAACACAUCUACCUGAUGGCCAGUGGUCGCAUCAACAUGUGCGGUUUGACCACCAAGAACAUCGACUACGUGGCUGAAUCCAUCCAUGAGACCGUCACCAAGGUCCAGUAGAGGACUACACUACCCACAGUUCUCAGUACCUCCUCAUGAGCCACCAGAUACCAGGGGAAAGUGUUUGUAUGGAGCAGAUUUGAUUGGGCAAACAUGAACUCUAAUUUGCACACACAGCCCUCAGUUAUUGGCCCCGUUUCCUCCUCAUUUCAGUGUUUGUGUUCAGCUAGGUGAAACACAUCCUGGACCUAAUCCUGUGUAAACGCACAAAUGUGAAAAAUUCCUUUACAUAAUUGUUUUAUUGAUUUUUCCUGUUUCUUCGUGUUGGUCUCCCACUUAUAGUGUGUACUCAGUGUGAUUUUUUUUUUUUUUUUUUUUUACAAUAGUCAACUGUAGGUGUAUGUGUCAUUACCAGGACCUUUAAAAAGGGCUCCGUGUUAAAAUUACCUCAGCAGUGCUGACUCAACUGUCUAAAACUGUUUAAUGUCAUACUUUCAUGAUUCAUCCAUUCCAAGUGUUACAUAUUAACACAUUUUGAAUUUUAUUUAACAUGCAGUAAUUACCAUGAAUGACUAACAUUUAAGCACUGACCAAACUGACUCAAUGUAGCUUUGAUUAGAGGAAGCGAUAAUACUUUAAGUAUUUACUAGCUCUAUCAUAAACGGAGUAUCAGUAUUUACUGCCGAUAAUGUGAACAAAUAUAAGUGUUCUCAGGAAGGUAUUUUUAACUUAAACUAUGUAAUUUAUUAAUGCCACUGUCUUCUGCCCAACGGGGUUAAACUAAUUACCUCAAUUUUAAUAAGUAUUUAUGAAGCAUUUUUACCUCCAGUUUAUGUUCAGUGAGCACAAACAACAUUGAACUAUCCUAACAGUGAAUCCAGUGUAAUCUCUCUUUUCAGCUCACAGCUGAAAGUUGGGAUGUUUCUGGUUCAGUCGGGCACCUGCCAACUGAAUAUUGAGUUUGCACAGCAAUUGUGGGUCCAUAGCACUAAUGCAAUAUUAUGUAAGACCACUCAUGUCAGUGGCACAAACACACUAAUGAUCAACCAGUUUGCUAUCGUAUUACUGUGCAUAGUACACCAGAAAAACAGUUGUACUGUUAAGCAAAUAAAGCUGAAAAUGAAAAUGAAGCUAAUAAGAUUAAUUAAACACUAAUAAAGAACAAUAAAUAGUGGGUUUCUAUUGUUACAUGUUGGAAUUGUUUGCAUCUAUUAAACAGCUUUUACAAGCA
Plectropomus leopardus (leopard coralgrouper) is the source of this 2475-nucleotide messenger RNA. It is a transcript of the gene got1, whose product is annotated as glutamic-oxaloacetic transaminase 1, soluble. Gene Ontology annotation, biological process: L-aspartate biosynthetic process. Gene Ontology annotation, molecular function: L-aspartate:2-oxoglutarate transaminase activity; pyridoxal phosphate binding. Gene Ontology annotation, cellular component: cytosol. Lineage: Eukaryota; Metazoa; Chordata; Actinopteri; Perciformes; Serranidae. The record is from RefSeq and is a predicted model, not a curated record.